AUGUUCAUCUUAAACUGGUUCUGGGACGUCCUCGCACAGCUUGGCCUGUUGCACAAGAACGCUAAAAUCUUGUUCCUCGGUUUGGAUAAUGCUGGAAAGACUACACUGUUGCACAUGCUCAAAAAUGACCGACUUGCCACGCUGCAACCCACACUUCAUCCCACCUCGGAAGAAUUGGCUAUUGGAAAUGUAAAAUUCACCACCUACGACUUGGGUGGACAUCAACAGGCUCGUCGCCUCUGGCGUGACUACUUCCCCGAAGUCGAUGGUAUCGUCUUCCUUGUAGAUAGCGCCGACUUUGAGCGUUUCUCCGAAUCGAAAGCGGAGCUGGACGCCCUUCUUUCUAUCGAGGAGCUCUCAAAGGUUCCUUUCCUCGUCCUCGGCAAUAAGAUUGAUGCACCCGGUGCCGUCAGUGAAGAGGAGUUGAGGCAUCACCUUGGUCUUUACCAGACAACUGGAAAGGGCAAGGUACCUCUCAGUGACAUUAGGCCCAUUGAGAUUUUCAUGUGCUCAGUCGUCCAAAGGCAAGGUUACGGAGAAGAUCUAAUCGGCUCCGAUUAUACCGAAGCGUUUUCCAUGGACUCCCCUUCGUCAAUUACAACUAUUAGCAUUGUCUGGAUCUACUGGAUUGCAGACUUUUUCAAAAUAGCCAUGAAACUUGUAAAGAAGUUACUCGAGUGGCAUGAUGCUCAUUCCAUCGUGAAAUACACGGACGUCGAUUAUCGCGUCUUUAGCGACGCGGCAUCCUUUUUGCUCCAUCCUGGUCCUGGCGAAGCCAAUCGAGCGCAAGGACCGCUCACAAAAUUGUUUGGGCGCGUUCUGAAUUUCGGAGAUCCGUAUACCAGAGAGACAUACCGGUAUACGCCUUUGCUUGCAUUGCUUGUUACGCCCAACGCGUGGCUGCUACCUUCGUUUGGAAAAUACGUGUUCGCACUCUGCGAUAUCAUAAAUGGGGUCUUGACAUACCGACUACUCAAAACAGAGAUCCUUCCGGCCGUCAAUACUUCCAGCCUUUACGACAAAGGAGACAAGAAAGAAAAUGAGGACACUUCUCCUGAACGUAUAGAGCGCCUGGCGACGUUGUACAGUGCAGUGCACCUGCUGAACCCUCUCGUCUUCUCGAUAUCCACACGCGGCUCGUCCGAGUCUGUUCUGUCGCUUUUUGUCCUAUUGACGUUGUACGCGGCCGUGAAAGGCCGGUGGGACAUGGCCGCUGCUUUGCUCGGGCUGAGUACGCAUUGGAAGAUAUACCCUGUUAUAUAUGGAGUUGCAUGUUUGGGCGUUGUCGGUCAGCGGGAAGUGGGUUCAGGGACGAGGAUGGAGUAUGUAAAGACGUUGGUGAAUAAGAAGACUAUGAGGUUUGCGGCAGUGAGUGCGGGCACUUUUGGACUGCUGGGUAUUGGGUGCUAUGCCAUUUGGGGACCACCGACACAAUUUUUCGCCCUACUUUUAUCUGACAUACCUCACAUACCCAUCCUUCUCAUCUGGCUCCUCGUCAACAUCGGAUCCUCUUCCCUUGUGGAACACCAUUCUACGAUCGCCCCUGACGAGCUUUAUCCCUCAGAUGGGGCUUUCACUCUGCUCAGGCUUGCUUUUCGGGAGGAGGAAAAAGGAUUUAGUUUUUGCAUGGUUCGUACAGACAUGCGUAUUCGUAAUAUUCAACAAAGUAUGCACAUCACAGUACUUCCUGUGGUAUCUGCUCCUCCUACCGCUGCUUCUCCCUCAACUGUCGAUGUCUCUACGAGACUCCGUCUUAUACGGCGGCGUAUGGAUCGGAACACAAGCACUCUGGCUUAG
This is a messenger RNA of Psilocybe cubensis, 1797 nucleotides long. RefSeq lists its product as uncharacterized. The transcript has 14 exons. Gene Ontology annotation, cellular component: COPII vesicle coat; endoplasmic reticulum exit site; membrane. Bases 1 to 1797 code for a protein of 598 amino acids. Gene Ontology annotation, biological process: GPI anchor biosynthetic process; membrane organization; vesicle organization. NCBI's taxonomy places the organism in Eukaryota, Fungi, Basidiomycota, Agaricomycetes, Agaricales, Agrocybaceae. The record is from RefSeq and is a predicted model, not a curated record. Gene Ontology annotation, molecular function: alpha-1,4-mannosyltransferase activity; GTPase activity; GPI mannosyltransferase activity.